AUGUGUUGUGCCUAUAGGACGGUAUCCUUCCACGCGGCUAUGAUGAUUGCGGGGAUUAUUUCUCUCAAUCAUGUGGCACCCCGUCUGGCGGAGACGUAUGCAGCUGUUAAAGACGCGAAUGAACCUAUUCCCCCGCGUACUAAGGUUGUAUUGGGUGCUCUUGCCAGAAGGAGGGCAAUAGAAGCAUGGCAGGGUGAGGAACUUGAGCUCCUAGGGAUACCAGAAGCAACGGGAGAACGCACGCGGGCGGCUAUUCCCGAAUGGUUGGCUCAGUGGAUUGGGAGGCCGUUCUUUAUCGGAACGACAUUUCACAACACACAGCUGAUGACCAGCCAUGGCUGUUUUUCGGCGUACUUAUAUAAGAUAAAGAAGAUUCCCUCCCCACGUUGUUUCCACUGCGGGGGGAGUGAAGAUACGGCGGAGCACACCCUGGUCGACUGCCCUGCGUGGACGGAUGCCAGGAAUGAAUUGAUCAACGCGAUGGGAGUAGGGCAGCUAACCCUUCCCGUGAUAGUCAGGGUCUCCCUGACUGUCCCGGGAGGAUGGGCGGCCUUUCGGACCUUCGCCGGACGGGUCAUGCGUGCAAAAGAGGACGCUGAAAGGCGCAUAGAACGGACGCGAGAAGAAGGAUGUGUGAGUGAGCGUGCGGAGGUGUAUGGGAACGGGAGUGCGAACGAUAGACUGCAUAGGAGAGUAGCUCCAGUGGGGCCACCUCGGGCAAGGCUCCGAGCGGCUCAGGCGGUGCCUGGCCCAAGCAUCGCUUCCCUCUAG
Messenger RNA from Vespa crabro (European hornet), 771 nucleotides. RefSeq lists its product as uncharacterized. Lineage: Eukaryota; Metazoa; Arthropoda; Insecta; Hymenoptera; Vespidae. The coding region runs from base 1 to 771 and encodes 256 amino acids. The record is from RefSeq and is a predicted model, not a curated record. The transcript has a single exon.